This is a messenger RNA of Heterobilharzia americana, 2788 nucleotides long. The record is from the annotation of a GenBank genome assembly. Lineage: Eukaryota; Metazoa; Platyhelminthes; Trematoda; Strigeidida; Schistosomatidae.
CAUAUGUGUACGCGGAGACUAUAAAACUGGCAUACUUAAAUGUAUACAUUAAUUUAAUGUAAUUAAUGCAUAAUCAGUCAGUCAGCCGGUCAUUUGUUUAGUUAGUUAGUAGUUUUGAAUGGUAACGGUACACUAUAAUGUGAGAAUUCAUACAAACUACCUGUGAAAAUUAUAUCCUGUAACAACGUCUACAUUUCAAAAGCUUGAGUAUGGGAAUUUGAACGUACCCUUAUAUCAUAACCAUCUACUUUACUUAAUUACAAAUCUGAAAGGUUAUAAAUACACAAAUACACUUUUUCAAUUAUACCAUUUUAGUUGUUGGUUUCGACUGAAGCGAAAAAGCACUACAACUACUACUACUAGUCCUGCCAUAGUAAUAAAAUGUCAUGUGUUCCUUUGUUAACUACUCUAAUUCUCCUUACAAUGUUGAACAUGAAAACAACUUGUAAAAGACAAAAACUUCGUAUGGAUUAUACUGAUUCUUGUCCAUCAAUGUGUAAAUGUUCAAUAAAUUCACCUAACACUAACAAUAAUGAUUCAAUGUUCAAUAUGAAAAAGAAUAUGAUAGCUAACUAUGCUGAAAUGAAUUAUUCUAUACUAGCUAGAUGUUGGAUUACAUCUGAUUUAAUCUUUUUGGAAUGUACACCAAAAUGGAAUAUUUUACACUUACAGAUAUUGAACGAUUAUAAGGAAUACUCUAAAGAUUUGAAAUAUACUAAUAAUGAUAUUCAUAUUGAACCAUCAAUAAAUUUAUUCCAUAAAUGUAAGUCAAUUGAAAGAUUAGCAAUUUGGGAGAAAAGUCAAAUUAAUUAUUUAUCAAAUAGUCUUUUUAAACCAUUGACAAAUUUAACACGUUUAAUUAUUCAAUUACCAAUGUUAUAUUAUUUACCGAGUCAUUUUUUAAUUUUUAUGCCACAAUUAACAUUUUUAAUGAUAUCUAAAUCACCACUUCUUAAAAGGAUAUCAUAUGAAGUAUUUGAACCAUGUCCAAGAAAUUUGAAAAUAUUAUGGCUUAAUGGAAAUGGAUUAGAGGAGUUAUUAAUGAUGGGAUUAUUUCAAAGUUGUGAUCUACACGAAUUAUGGUUGAAUGAAAAUAAGCUAAAAUCAAUACCGGUAGGAAGUUUAAAUGGAUUAGAGAAUCUACAAUAUCUAAGAUUAGAUCAUAAUAAUUUAUACGGUUCAUUAGAAGAAGUUAUGGGUGUAAUAUUGAAAAAACCAAGUCUGUAUGAUAAUGAUGAUCAAUAUUCAGCAUUAUAUGAGGUGAAAAUGCUGAAAUUCUUGGAUUUAUCAUUUAAUAGAAUUACAUCAAUUCAAGGUUAUCUUUGGUCAGGUCUAUGCUCUUCUAUGUACAAUAAAGGUCUUUGUCAUUUGGAACACCUUAGAUUGGAAUAUAAUGAACUUAUCUAUUUGGCGCCUAAUUCAUUCAUUGGUUUACCAAAGUUAAGAAAACUUACACUUUCUGGUAAUCUUAAGUUGUAUUCACCAGAAGGUAUUAUGAGUUUAACACUAUCAUUACAUAGUUUAGUAUUUUCAACAAAAUAUUUGGAUGAAGUAUUGAUACCAAUAAAAAAUGAAGCAAUUGAUACAUUGAAUAUCUGUCAAGUGGAAUUGGAUGAGUCAAGAGUUUCACUUAUAGAUAAAUGGUUGAAGUCAAUCAUUAUUGAAUUAAAUCAUAGUCGAUGUCAUAAACACGAUGAGUGGAACAAAGAACUUCCUACAGAACAAACUACUUCCCUGAUCAUCGAUCAGUCACAGACUUUUAGUCCGAAUGUAACCAAAUCUACAAGAGUACAUAAUACUUUCGUCUCAAAUCUGUCAGAAUAUCGUAAUAGACUAAUAACAUAUGUGAGAAAUUCAACUGAAAUGGAGUUAGUAUCAAUUUUUGUUGGACUUGCAUGUUUCGGAGUAGUCCUAGGCUCAUCAGUUGUUGUAUUAAUCUGGUAUUUGACUAGACCGCGCAUGAAAACUAUUGAAUCUGGAAAAUGUAAUAAGGCAAAAAUUCAAAUAAAACAAAGUGAAAAUAGAUCAGUUCAAAAUUACAUUCCAUUGACUCAGAUUCCUCAAUCUAGUUCAAUACAAAAUAUCUCACAAUCUUCAACCUACAUCCAUCCAUAUCAUCAAAUGCAAUCUCAAGUAUGUUAUCAACUUUUGAAAAGUGAUCUUAUCCAUUCAUCAACUGGAAAUUCAAUUGUCUAUCCCUUAAUUGGUUGUAAUUCACUUUGUCAUAUACCCACAGGUAGACUGAUGAACACUGUUACUACUACUACUACUACUAACAAUAAUAAAAGUAAUAAUUAUGAUUACAAUUUAUCACAUCAAUCACUAAACACAAUGAUUAUCAAGUAUCCGUCAGCCUCUACUUCACCUUACAUGAAACAACCUGACCUAUUGUGUUCACCAACAAUGGAAUCUAGUAUCUCAGAGUCUGUAUAUAGUCUGGGGACAAAUCGAUCCACCAGUAAGAGGUCUCAACAUAAAAAAUCUAUGAGCAAAUUUUCUUAAAUGGUUGAGUACAUAAAUAUCCAAAUUUUAAAUAAAUGAAUUUAAUUUAAGAUGAUAUAUAACUUUUCAAUGAAACAUGAAAGUGGUUCCAAAUGAAAGCUAAUGGUGAUAUCUUGGUAAUUUUCUGAUGACCUUGGGUUGAUGGGCUAAUCACUGUCACCUUGUGACUUUACUGACCGUUUUCGAUGGUUUUACAUUGACCCUUUAGCUAUUGAUGAGUCUAUAUUUUAUUGUAACCAUAGUUAUGAUUGCACAGCCUGUGAAAAUGAUUCGUCGAAAAGAAAAU